GGCGAACUUUUUCCCCGCCAGUCGCUCAAUAUGCCUAAGGAAAAGAUCCACAUCAACAUCGUGGUCAUCGGCCAUGUCGACUCCGGCAAGUCCACCACUACCGGCCACCUCAUCUACAAGUGCGGCGGCAUCGACAAGAGGGCCAUCGAGAAGUUCGAGAAGGAAGCUGCUGAGAUGGGAAAGGGCUCCUUCAAGUACGCCUGGGUGCUGGACAAACUGAAGGCGGAGCGUGAGCGCGGCAUCACCAUCGACAUCGCCCUGUGGAAGUUCGAGACCAUCAAGUACUACGUGACCGUCAUCGACGCCCCUGGCCACAGGGACUUCAUCAAGAACAUGAUCACCGGCACCUCCCAGGCCGACUGCGCCGUGCUGAUUGUUGCCGCCGGCGUUGGCGAGUUUGAGGCCGGCAUCUCCAAGAACGGACAGACCCGCGAGCACGCCCUGCUGGCCUUCACCCUCGGUGUGAAGCAGCUCGUCGUCGGCGUCAACAAGAUGGACUCCACCGAGCCCCCCUACAGCCAGAAGCGUUUUGAGGAAAUCUCCAAGGAAGUCAAAACCUACAUCAAGAGGAUCGGCUACAACCCCAACGGCGUUCCCUUUGUGCCCAUCUCUGGCUGGCAUGGGGACAACAUGCUGGAGAAAAGUGAAAAGAUGAAUUGGUUCAAGACCUGGUCUGUUGAGCGCAAGGAGGGCAACGCCAGCGGAACCACCCUGUUCGAUGCUCUGGAUGCCAUCCUUCCUCCCUCUCGUCCCAUCGACAAGCCCCUCCGUCUGCCCCUGCAGGACGUCUACAAAAUCGGAGGUAUCGGAACAGUCCCCGUGGGCCGUGUGGAGACCGGCGUGCUGAAGCCCGGCAUGUUGGUCACCUUCGCUCCCCCCAACCUGACCACCGAGGUCAAGUCUGUGGAGAUGCACCACGAGUCCCUGCCCCAGGCUAUGCCCGGCGACAACGUGGGCUUCAACGUGAAGAACGUGUCCAUCAAGGAGAUCCGCCGCGGUAACGUCGCCGGUGACAGCAAGAACGACCCGCCCAAGGGCGCUGAUAACUUCAAUGCUCAGGUUAUCGUCCUGAACCACCCUGGCCAGAUCGGCCAAGGCUACUCCCCCGUGCUGGACUGCCACACAGCUCACAUCGCCUGCAAGUUCAAGGAGCUUGUCGAGAAGAUCGACCGUCGUUCCGGCAAGACGUUAGAGUCUAACCCCAAGUUCCUCAAGUCCGGAGAAGCCGCCAUUGUUAAUAUGGUUCCCUUGAAGCCCAUGGUGGUGGAGGCCUUCUCUUCCUAUGCUCCCCUGGGUCGUUUCGCCGUGCGUGACAUGAGGCAGACGGUGGCCGUCGGCGUCAUCAAGUCCGUGGAGACCAAGGAGGUGAGCGGAAAGACAACCAAGGCGGCGAUGAAGGUCCAGAGUAAGAAAUGAACGGUCGUGCAGGACAUCCAGCAAGGAGACCCGUGCCGGCAUCCCACCGCCUCCCCUCCCGACCUCGGCGCAUCACUGAUGCAGAGCUCAAUGCUCAAGGACUGGCUUAUGCUGAUUAAAACUCAUCGCAAAAGUUUUCGCAGGAAAAAUACAAAAAACUAUGGCUUUUGUCAGUAGAGCAAUGAAUGAGCGCAAUAAAAUUCCAUACCUGCCUAAUGAAA
Messenger RNA from Nerophis lumbriciformis (worm pipefish), 1637 nucleotides. RefSeq names its product elongation factor 1-alpha-like. The record is from RefSeq and is a predicted model, not a curated record. Gene Ontology annotation, molecular function: GTPase activity; GTP binding; translation elongation factor activity. NCBI's taxonomy places the organism in Eukaryota, Metazoa, Chordata, Actinopteri, Syngnathiformes, Syngnathidae. Gene Ontology annotation, biological process: translational elongation.